GAAAUCACUAAUCUACAUUCCUCUGUCGAACGCCUCUCUCACUUCCUAGAGUUCCUAAACGCAACGACGGCCGCUGUAACUACAGACUCCGCGACAUCUUCAUACAGACUUCUUUGAGCUCCUCUUCCUCCAUUGUCUGUUGGUCGGCCUCGAUUUUCAUCUAUUUGGUCUGUUAGUUUUCUCGCCGGCCAUUCCCGAUUUCCCCAUUCUGCAAUGCUGCAAACACCUUUGAUUUUGUUCUGCCGGAGUUAAUGUACGGACGAGCUGAACCGUUGACCAUGGGCGACCAGAUCGCCUCCACCCCCGACUGCGGCGACACCGGCGAGCCCUUGGAUAAUCGCCUUGUUCGAUACGGAGCUCACUCGCUCGAAGACGGCACUGGAGUUGGCAGCAUGAUCGAGGAUCUCAACCCAGAUGCUGUCUAUGUUUCGGCCGGUGAUGGUUCGGAUAUGGCUGUUCAACGCAGUGAUGGUUCAAGCCAGCUCACUCUUUCGUUCCGUGGUCAAGUCUAUCUCUUCGACGCAGUGUCUCCCGAGAAGGUUCAAGCAGUAUUGUUGUUGUUGGGUGGCUGCGAACUAUCUUCGGGUCAGCAAAGCGUGGAUUUGGUAAAUCAGAAUCAGAGGAAUGCUAUUGACUUACCCGGUCGCAGUAGUCAACCGCAAAGGGCGGCCUCGUUAAAUCGGUUUCGACAGAAGAGGAAGGAGCGAUGUUUUGACAAAAAAGUUAGAUAUGGUGUCCGUCAGGAGGUUGCUCUCAGGAUGCAACGCAACAAAGGACAGUUUACUUCUUCCAAGAAGCCUGAUGGUUCGUAUAGCCAUGACAGUGUCUCAGAGUCUCGUCGAGAUGAAAAUCCACUUGAAACUUCAUGCACAAAUUGUGGCGUAAGUUCAAUGGUGACCCCAAUGAUGCGACGAGGGCCAUCUGGGCCUAGAUCACUUUGUAACGCCUGCGGACUUUUUUGGGCUAACAGGGGCACUUUAAAGGAUCUUUCAAAGAGAAGUCAGGACCAUCGGGUGACUCCGGCCGAACAGUGUGAAAGUGAUGCUGCCAAGGACUUCGACUGCAGACGUGGUAACCAUGCACCAAGCAAUCUCGUUUCUUUCCCAAAUGGUGAUACCUCUACUUUAAUGGCUGAGCAUUAGAAAGAAUGACGUUUGUCAUUACAGAUAAAAAAAAAGGCCAUUUCUGGCUGCUUCUGGCUUCAUUCCAUCACGCCCUCGUUUUGGAAAUUUUACAACGUGUGUUGUAGAAUGUACAGAUAUAGCAAUGCCUUAAAUUAAAUACGAGAAGAAAAACAUCUUCUCCUCAUUAUG
Cucurbita maxima (winter squash) is the source of this 1313-nucleotide messenger RNA. Its product is annotated as GATA transcription factor 25-like. Gene Ontology annotation, molecular function: zinc ion binding; sequence-specific DNA binding; protein binding. The coding region runs from base 252 to 1142 and encodes 296 amino acids. The transcript has 7 exons. NCBI's taxonomy places the organism in Eukaryota, Viridiplantae, Streptophyta, Magnoliopsida, Cucurbitales, Cucurbitaceae. Gene Ontology annotation, biological process: regulation of DNA-templated transcription. The record is from RefSeq and is a predicted model, not a curated record.